AUGGCUGCAAGAAACAAACGUUCAUUAGGCAUAGAUUAUUCAGUACUCGAUACAGAAUCGGGUAAACUCAGAUAUUCUCCUGUCAGUCUUGAAGCAUCUUCAUCAAUUCUUCAAUUAGCAUUUGAUAAUCCAAAUCUCAAAUUCAAGGGACUUGCAUCAUCACCAGAUUUUGUUCCAAUAUUGCAUUACUGCGCAAUUUCAGUUCGUCGUUUCGUUAGCAACGUUGAACGAGACAUAAAGAGUUUAAUUAAAAAUGCACAAAAAUCGCAAACACCAUCACUUGCAGAAGAAUUAUUUAUUAUCGAAAUCUUCAUUAUUCAUGGCAUUGAAUUCACGGAAGAAGCUUUUCCACAGAUUUUAGAACUUUAUCCAAACUUUGAAAAGGAUUUAGCGAUCUGCCUUCAAAAGACAGAAAAUCUUGGAUAUCUGAAGGAUUCUAUCCUCAAGAAAAAGGACGAAGAGUUCGAAUUGUCGGAUGAAGCUUUAUUAGAGAUUUACAACAAGUCAGAGAUCGAAUUCUGGUGCAUCAUUGUCGAAUACGAGCGCUACAACAUUAUCGUAUCUCUUAUUCAAGAAAUUCGUACAAAUAAGAGGUUUGAUUUCCCUACCGAGUUCUUGUUGGCCAACUUCCGUGGCUCUCCGAAAUCAAUGAAUGUUAUCAAAGAAUACAUCAAAUCUAACUUUGAAAACUUCUUUGACGAUGAAAGAUGGAUUCGUUCUUUUGUUCAAGAGACAACAGAGAUAUUGGACUUCCUCAUUCUCGACAUGGGCAUAAACUCCAAGAAACUCAGUAAGAUCAGCACUCUCUACGUUCCUCUUCUGAAAGAAUUUUUCUAUCUCGUGCAGUUUGGCAAAGCCGAUUACAAGCAGUUGAUUUCCUUCAUUACUAUGGUCAAAGAUGAAGAUUUCCACACAAUCCUUGAAAAACAGCCAAUUAUUGCCAAUGAAUUCAGAUCAUUCUUCUUAACAUACAUCGACUUACUUUUCAACAACCAGAAAUGGACAAAGUAUGUCGAACAGUCCUCAGUUCUUCUCUCUUAUAUUGGCAUUAACUUGUAUACUUCAAUUCCAAGCCAAAUCAAGAACCAACUCCCCGGCCUUACCAUUCUUAUCAUCGCAAACUUCAUUGUCAACAACAAUAUCGAGCAAAUGGUCAACAUCAUCGUUACAAAUUCUACUUCCUUCCUUGUCGACGUUCUCCAGAGCGACAAGGACCACGAAAUCAGAUUCCAGAAUAUCUUUAUCCCCAACUUCGACUCCUUCAUUGUUGACAAACGUUUCAGAGAUUACAUUUUAUCUUCAGAUUUGCUUCUUAACAUCAUUGUUACCGAUGUUAUACCUAAAUCUGAUACAAAGCAACGCGAAAUCUGCCAGGAUCUCUACGAAGAAUACCUUACUCGCGUCCUUAAUUCGACACAUAACAUUGUUUUGUCAGAUUUCGUUACUUUGAUCACUUCCGCUCAAGCCAAGCAGUUCCUCAACUUCGAUGUUCUCCGUCCAUCCCUUCAAGUUGCCAUUUUCCAGUCAGUUGCGAGAAAAUUAACUCCAGCCGAGCUUUCCGCCAACAAGAAGGUCUAUACAUCCUUCUUCUCGUCAUUCCUGAAGAACCAUACUCUCUUGCUUCUCAUUCCUGAGGAGCUCCGCCGCCCAUUCUUCAUGACUGUUGUUCUUCCAUACAUAACAGCCAACACAAUUGGCCUGACUGUCAUGCAGAUGUACGAUUUGGUCAUUUCUAUUGUCGAUGACCCAUUCGCCGACCAAGAAAGACCAGAUUUCUUUUUCUUCAUCGUUGAACAUGCGGAAGAACUCCUUCCAUCGAUCAAACAGAAUCCGAAAUUGAUGGAAACACUCUGGGACUUCCUCACAAACACCCAAUUGGACUUAAGAGCCAAUGAUUCCAAGAAUUUCAUCUUUAAUAUCUGCGUUAUCAAGCUCAGAACCGAAAUUCCAGAUAACGCAAGACUCUAUCAGAUGACAACUGCCAACUUCUCACCAGAAGUAUUCGAAAAACUCGACCAAACCGCCAAAACCGAAAUAAUUUUCAAGAUUUCGGAAGCAUUCAACCGCCCACUCGAACCAUUGUUUGCGGAACCAACCCAGAAGCAGUUAUACACAGAUUCUGCCCAAUCCUGCCUUGAUUUACUUGCCCAAGACAAAGAAUUUGUUCCAACCAUCAGUUUAGUGCUCAAAAGAGAGAACAAAGAGUUUAUUAGGCUCUUAAUUAAUGUUUUCUCCAAAGAAAGGCCAUUCCUUGAGCUUUUCUCCCGUCCAGAAAUCUUCAUGAACUUCAUGACGAUUUCCUUAGAUUUAUUCCAAGUUUUAGUCAAAGGAUUAGUAUUAACUAACGAUCGAUUCGAGCAUUUCUUCUUGUUCUUGCAGAGAUACGCCAUGGACAUCUCUUACAAUGACACAUUGAGACAUGCUUUGUUACUCUAUUUCAUUACUAAUGAUGCAAAACUUGGAAAAUUUAUUCCUUUUGUCACUUCACCUACAUUUAGAGCAUUCUUUUUCACUGAUUUCACUGAUCCAGCACGUAACUCUGUUCUCGGGCAAGUGUUCAAUACAUACCUCGAUAAGGCAAGAUCAUUUGAAACACCUAUGUCCGCAAUUUUCAAUGUUUUCGUGACAAUUUCAAAUUUGUCAUUUAUCAAUGUCAAAAAUCACGAAUGCGUUGUUAAUGAUUCAGUUAAUUACUUCAACUUUAACAAGAACGAGUACGAGUUCGACGCGAUGUUCCCGAAGCAGAGACAGAUAGAAAUAGAAAACGCUCUGUACGCGUUGAUUGUAAAUGUCGGACCAGUCAAAUUCAUUGAAUUUUUGAAAGCAUUUGACGGUUUACAUCCAGGACCAAACAACUGUUUCAAGGAAGCUACUGAGAAUGCUUUAUUGUUGUACAACGACAUGUACGAGGAAGAACCCGAUGAAUCCGUUGUUGAAUACGAAAGGAAGCAUCCAAGAUUCAGAAGAUUCGUUCAAAAACCUGACAGAUUCAAUGAGUUUGUUCAUGGUAUUUUAGCUGUUUCUUUGAUGAUUUACUUGGGAAUAUUGAGUUGGUCAACUAGCCAAGGAAAGACUGUUUCAUGCGCAGUCAUUGGAUCUAUUGCAGCAUUCAUGGUUGCAUUCACUCCUUUGUAUUUCCCUGUUUUGGAAAAACCAGGAUAUACUCCUUGGUUCUGGAUUUCGAUUGUUUUAGUCAUUGUCAACUUCGCUUUCUCUUUCGCGACAUUUGCAAUGACAAAGACUUACGACUACAAUGUUCCUUUAGUUAUUUUGAUUGUUUUGUUCGCGAUUGUGUCUUUGCACAGGGUUAUUCACAAGUUGCAAGGAAUUCCAGAAGAGGAAUAUGAUGAAGGUGAUCUUCUCAUUAUUAACUAA
Messenger RNA from Trichomonas vaginalis G3, 3375 nucleotides. RefSeq lists its product as uncharacterized. The record is from RefSeq and is a predicted model, not a curated record. Lineage: Eukaryota; Parabasalia; Trichomonadida; Trichomonadidae. Bases 1 to 3375 code for a protein of 1124 amino acids. The transcript has a single exon.